Messenger RNA from Heterobasidion irregulare TC 32-1, 1457 nucleotides. RefSeq lists its product as uncharacterized. The transcript has 4 exons. NCBI's taxonomy places the organism in Eukaryota, Fungi, Basidiomycota, Agaricomycetes, Russulales, Bondarzewiaceae. The record is from RefSeq and is a predicted model, not a curated record. The coding region runs from base 85 to 624 and encodes 179 amino acids.
GGCAGUCGUACUACUCAAUGCCUAACUUUUUGGUGUCCGAACAUAUGACAGGAGGAAGGACAGAAGUUGAUACAUGUCAAGCUGAUGGAGAAGCGGUCCGAGGGCAAUGAAGACCCUCCCGAAUCAUCAGACGCACCUUCUUCAAAAGGAUCUAUAUUCAAAGACAGGAACCCUCGGCGCAGGGGUGCAAGAACCACCACCACAGAGUCUCCGGUGCGGACGCGGACGCGCUACCAAACACGCAUAGAGACUGCACAACCUGCAGCAGUCCAGCCUAGCGCAAGUGUACCCAGUGCCCCAGCGUCUUUCUUGACUCCUGCUUCACCUUCACCGCCUGCCCCAGAUUUUCCUGGCGAGCCAUCUACCACAUCAUUCACUCCUCCCUUAUUCUACCCCUCAAGUCCAUCCACGGAUGGCCACGUGGACGAGGCAACCACAUCAGCUGACGACGCCCUUGGGUCUUCCUCUAAACCCAUUAAAGCUCGAACUCCUAGCGGAAAGGCAAAGGCAAAGGAGACGGAGAAGGCAAAGGCAAAGGCGAAAGGGAAGGAGAAGGGGAAGGGGAAAGGAACGGAGAAGGAGAAGAGAAUGGAAAAGGGAAAGGGCAAGGAGAGGGCAAGGUAAAUCACUUGCGCGACUCAGAACUGGAUUCGUCCUAGGACUGUAUAUGGAACGUGUAGAAUGCAUAGCUACCAAGAGACUCUACGAUCAGUGUGUUCCCUCGCGGGUUCAGUGAACAUUCACAUCUUGGUUGGCAGUUAUAGCGAGAGUAAGAGAGUAACGACAGCAGUGAGCUGAGUAUACACAAAACGUCUGUCCUCUGUCUGAGGUCGGUCAUGGAGACUUACGACGAAUGUCGAUGGAGAGAAAGCGUCAACGCAGCUCAGUAGUACGAAGUAUAGCUCAUGUCCCAGUACCACAUCGGCGUCGAGUCGAGCUCCAUCUCUUUCUGCAGGAACUCGAUAAUCAUCUUCUCGUGUGCCUCCCCGCGGCGCUGCAGUUCCCGCAUCGAGUGGUUCGAGUAGAGCGCGAGGAGCCCCUCGUAGUGUACCGAGAACGGCCGACGGUAGUACACCAGGAAGCCAGGCAUCCUCUCCAUGAACAGCCUGGCAAUUCGAACCCACGCGACUAUGGGGCUGGUGAUGGCUUCAUCGGGCGCCCACGAAGCCCGGAUGUUGCGCUUUGCCGCAUAAGCAAGGAGAUGCUCGUAAGUGAUACCGAGACCGAAGGAAAGGAGAGCGCCCGUGUGCGUGAUUUCUGCAUCGAGUUUGGCAGGAAGUUGUUGCAUAGGAGGAUAUUGUUUGAUCCAUUCUCUAAAUUCCUGUUGCUGGGCUAUGAGCGCGCGCCGAGUCAGGACUGACUUUCCGUCAGCAUUCUGCUCGACCUCCUCCGUGUAGGCCGAAAGGUCUUCCACUUCAAUGUCGGGGACGGAGGCUCGUGGUAUCAACAUCCUCGAG